AUGGAGCUCUCGGCGUUUGAGCUCAGCACCUUUCGGCGCUUUAUCCGCAACCUGCGCGACCUGCCGCCGAUCCACGUUGGACGCGACUACAUUGGCCGCAACGCGUACGCUAUCGUGAGCAAGGGCGAGCUGCGCGACAAUCCGGUCGCGCUUAAGCGCAGCUUCACCAACGUCACGAGCCGCGAGCACUUGGUGCGCGAGACGCACCUUCUGUCGGGGCUUGCGCACCCGAGCAUUGUAACGUGUCAUGGUGCGACGUGGCGAGGCGAGGCCAUGGACGCUGCGCGCAACGACCUCUGCUGCGUGCUCGAGUUUAUGGAGGACGGCAACCUCGAGGACUACUUGGCGGCGCACCCGUCGCUGCCGUGGUUUCCCACCAAACUGCAAUGGCUCUACGACAUUGCGCUCGGGCUCGCGUAUCUGCAUCGCCUUGGGUUUGUCCACCACGACUUGGAUCCGUGCAACGUUCUUUUGCGGGCCGACCACGCCAAGCUCUGCCAGUUUGGCCAGUGCCUCCACGCCACGGAAGACGUCGACGAGGUCGCAACCAAUGCCACGUACGCUGCGCCUGAAAUCGCCCUCGAGAACUGCAACGUGCCCGAAAGCGAUGUCUGGUCGUUUGGUGCGCUGCUGGCAACCAUGGACCGGCACAUGGCGUCGUUACUCCGCAACUGCGGUGAUGAUGAUGAGGACGAGGAAGACGAGAAUGACGCGACGAUGUUGACGCUCAAGAUGGCGCACGCACUCGCGGAAGAGCACAUGACACCUGCUUUCUCCAACUUGUGCCCGCCCGAGAUUCUGUCCCUGGCGCGCGACUGCCUGCGCAUGGACCCUUCCUGUCGCCCGACCGCCGACGAGCUCGUCGCGCGCAUCGAGACGAUCGCAGAUGAGUACAAUAUGGUGUUAAAACCACUGCCCAUGUCGGCGGUCGCCGAGAAGCGCGAAGCCGAGCUUCUUCAAGUGCUGCCGCCGCGGCUACGACGCUACUGAAGCCCCGCUGGCUCUGGACUGUGUGCUUGCGUUCUGGUGGUAGUCUCGCCAAAAGCCUCUCUUCUUUUAUAGCUAAUAUUUCUCAAUGCCACUCGUGCCAUGGCGCACCAAGGCCACGAUCGCCAGCCUGGGCAUAUGCGGGGUUAGGUUUAAUCGGACAUUAAAGGUAUUAUUGACCAAC
Molecule: messenger RNA, 1171 nt
Organism: Saprolegnia parasitica CBS 223.65
Lineage: Eukaryota; Oomycota; Saprolegniomycetes; Saprolegniales; Saprolegniaceae
Product: TKL protein kinase
Exons: 4
Coding region: 1-990 (329 amino acids)
Biological process (GO): protein phosphorylation
Molecular function (GO): protein kinase activity; ATP binding
Source: RefSeq, a predicted model, not a curated record